GAGAGACGACCAGUACACUACGGGAAGAGGGUAUUGAUAUAGGAUUCGCCUAUGGGUAAAUGAGUCGAAAACUGAUUAGAAGACCCGUCGGCCGUUAUCACGUGCGACACGCCAAGAAGGGACCUCGCACCAUCCCCUAUAAGCAGGUGUAAGGGCGCCACCGGGCCGGCAUCAGAGGGAGCGCCAGGGGGGCGCGGGGGGAGUGCGGGGCCCAGCGCGCAUGUCCUAUGUUCCAGCAGAGGACGUACCGUUCGUUUACUAGUUCAGUCACUUGUGAGUACAUCCUCGAAUAAGUCGCGGGAACCACCCCGUCAUCGUCUGGGUACCCCCACCGAAUUUUUUUAAGAAUUUUUUUCCCGGUCGUGUCAGUAUUUCUUCGCCGCGCCGGACGCGACCUCGCUUUCUAACGCGCUUUUCCUCGAGUCGCAUUGAUCCAGCGCCGAGUUUCCAACGGAUGAUUUACCCCGCGCCGUAGUAUUAUAUAACCAAUAAUAGUGUGCGGUUCAUUAUCGAUGUAUGUCCGGUGCUGAUUAUUCGUUUCGUAGUCCGCGAUUCCCUUUUCACUAUACUAAUACCGAACCGGGAUUUCAUCAUCUAUUUACAUUACACACGCGCGUGCUCUGUCGACAACCGGUUUCGGACAUUCCUGGACAUUUUGUGGUUAUUUUUAUUUUGUGUGCCUGAGGUUAUCAAUUCUCGGUCGUAAAACUCCUCGACAGGUUUAUAACUGUUCCUUCGGCUGCUGAGGUUAGGGUCAAUCAGGGGAGUGGUGACGUGCGUGCCGAUACCGGAGGAACCGAGCGUGUCCCCGAAAGCUGACUGUGAAUCGUGAAGAAACUUUGGAUUAGCACUUUGGGAAAUCGUGUUUGUGCGUGAUAGAUGAGCUUUGAACGAUGGAAAAUGUACCCGGUCGGAGGGAACUCCGUGGCCGGUCAGUGAGGAGCUUUCGGCGGUGGCCUGGAGCCUCGGCCGGAGUCGAGUCGAGCAAUUGCCCGCGGCCGCCAAGUGGCCAUGUCCGCCAUGUGAACGCAUGCGCAUGCUCAUAACCAUGGUCUGCCCACCAGGUGCCCGUCAGGUUUUCACCAUUUCCGGUGGAGGCUGACCCGGUGUACUCCAUUAUGACGUCAUCCUGCCGGCUGAUAGCUGCCAUAAAUAUAAUUGUAGUCACCAUCAUGCGAGGAGUUGACGCAGGACCUGCACCGGGGAUAGAUUUACUUGAAUCUCUACAAAUGCACAAUUUAAGUCGACAGGGCGUCAGUUUGGUUCCAGGACCACAAAGGCUUCGUCCGGCUUUUUACCUUCAAGGCGAUCACAGAGACCUGAAAUUACCUCAAAGCGUGUUCCUACAGGCAGUUGAGCUGCUACAGCACAGAAACGAAUUCACUAUAGCUGCAUCGCUCAAGCAGGAACAAGCUAACUCUGGUUCCAUCAUAGCCUUUUCUCACGGAUUCAAUAGGUAUUUAGAAUUGCAAUCGAGUGGUCGGAAAAACGAGAUCCGGCUGCACUACACGAGCAGGGGCGACUCGAGCGUCCACGUGGAGACGUUCCCGUAUCGGCUGGCCGACGACACGUGGCACAAGGUGGCCGUCACCGUCAGCGCCACCCAGAUCCAGCUCAUGGUCGACUGCCACCCUAUCUACUUGAGGCUCCUCUCGAGAACCCCCGACACCAACUUCACCGCCCCUCAACUUGCCCUCUGGAUAGGCCAACGGAACAAACUACACUCUCUCUUCAGGGGGGUGGUGCAAGAUGUAAGACUGAUUGCGGGGCCUUAUGGAUACUUGAACCAGUGUCCUCACCACGAUACCAGCUGCCCGACCUGUGGCCAGUUCGCCAUCCUGCAAGAUACUGUUGAGCAACUCACCGAAAGGCUACAGCAACUUUCCCACAGGCUACAGACAAUGGAGGACCGGAUGGGCCGUGUGGAAGAGUGCGAUUGUCAAAAAGCUUGCACUUUUAACGGAAGCGUCGUGGCGGGCGGUGCUUCUUGGCAAUAUGACUGUGAUAUUUGUACUUGUGCGCAUGGGACUGUUCAGUGCCGCCCGGUCCAAUGCGCACCAACUAAUUGUAAAAAUCCUGUUCUAAAUCCUGGCGAAUGUUGCCCCACCUGUUUAAAGCAAUGUUACUUACGGGAUACUUUCUUCGAUCACGGAGACAAGGUCAGUUUGAAGCAGUGUGUGGAGUGCGAGUGCAGGGAUGGAUCCAUGACAUGCACUCGCAUCGACCCAGUGACUAUGUGUCCACCACUCAGCUGCCCUCCCUCUGAGCAAGUCAAUGUUCUUGAUCGCUGCUGUAAAAUCUGCCGAGGUACUGAUUUUUGUGGGAAAGGUCACAACUGCCACGUUAAUGCUAGCUGUCAUAAUUUGGAUACCACUUUCGCGUGCUUUUGUAACGCAGGAUAUUACGGUGAUGGAGUAAAAUGCUCUGAUAUCGACGAGUGCUUGAAAGAAGGGGGUGAAGAGGGUCAUCACUGCCAAAAGCACUCGACGUGCGUGAACACGGUGGGUUCGUACGAAUGCGAGUGUCACGCAGGGUUCGAGCGUUUGGACAGGUUCAACUGCGUGGAGCUCGAUGAGUGUGGAGCGGGUCUCCAUCGGUGCGACUCCAACGCCGUUUGCAACAAUACCAUCGGCAGCUACGCUUGCACUUGUAUCGAUGGCUUCGCCGGCGACGGCUUCUCCUGCUCCCCGGUCUGCAAGCAAUCGUGUCAGAACGGCGGUGAGUGUGUAUCGCCGGGAGUUUGUCAGUGUCGGACCGGGUAUCACGGGCACAGCUGCGAGCUGGACUUCGACGAGUGUGCCGCCGGCAUGCACGCUUGCCAACACGGUUCCAUGUGUGUCAACAUGCCCGGUUGGUAUUAUUGUACAUGCAAACCUGGUUACCGAAGCAAUAUUACUUUAGAACACGGACUUGGAACCACGUGCUUAGACGUGGACGAGUGUCAAGAAGAAAUACACUCGUGUCAUCCUAGUGCCGAAUGCAUUAACACCGAUGGCGCCUUCAAGUGCUCUUGUCAGCACGCUCAAUCCCAAAAUCCUGCAACAGAAUGUAAACUAAGUUGCAUGGUCAACGGUAAAGAAGUAAGGAAUGGCGAAACGUUUAGCGGCUCGGAAUGCAGUCAGUGCAAAUGUCAUGAAGGAAUAGUGAGCUGCGCUCCCAUUGUUUGUGAUUGUGCUCAAGCCGAGAGUCGAGAGAACAAAUGCUGCCCCAUGUGUAAUCCAAGUGCAUCAUGCAGGCAUCAAGAGCUCAGCCAUGUCGUUUUCAAAAGUGGCGACACAUGGGUAUAUCAGUGCCAAACUUGCGAAUGUUUGUUUGGAGAGGUUGACUGCUGGCCGGUCGAGUGCCCACCUUUGUCGUGUCCGGAUCAGGAGCUGGAGAUCCUACCCGACGAAUGCUGCCCCAGGUGUCGCAACGACCCUUGUUUCCAGAACAAAUUUACUUCCUCUAACUACACCCUGCCCUGUCCCUUCGCCCACCGAUACCAAGACGACGUCCAUCACUGGAACAUUGACAAAUGUACAACCUGCAAUUGUAAGGUGCCCUUCUGCGUCCAACUGGUGAGCAAUUACGCGUGUUGUGUGCAUCGGAUGGGAGCCUCCGCUGCGUUUUUGAUUCCCCUUGCGAUUCUUCUCCUGCGAAAUUUCUCGUCUUGGCAAACGAGACUCGCUCCCUGCCGGCUAUCGGGAGCUCCACAGCCUUGCUUGACGUCACUUCGAGCAGUCGAGUCGCUCAAGAGGCAGAAACUGGUCGUCCUCCGCCUGGCUCUGCUGAACCUCCCCCUGAAAGCUCUCAUGGCGAGCCCUCAAGUUCCUCGACCCCCUCCACUGGCUCCAGUGGUUCUCCAGCGGAGGCUGCCUGAGCCGCUGCACCGGUUAAUUCUCUUCGUCCUAGCAAUCAUGUUGAAUUUCAAAGCCCACCUCAGAUGAAGAUGUCUGUUAUCUUGUAUUAGGUUAUUUAUGAAAAUUUACGAUUGGUAAAUCUUUACCACUCUGCGUUGAACUGCAUCACGGAGAGUAAGGGAGCGUGCUUAGCGCCUUCCAGCGAGAUGAUACCUCGGGGAGCGCAUGGAUCAUUGUGCGGCUGCGGAAUCACUUUUAUUGGUUGACUCGAGCUUCCACAAAGUGACGUCUUUGAAGUGUCAGGAUGGAUUUUCGCUCUGGUCGCAGGAGGCAUCAGUACAUCGCAUUGGCUUGAAGACGUGAGCUGGUCACGAAAAUGGGCGAGUACCUUUUUGAUGCACAGGACUUUAGAAGGCUUACCUUCUUUCCUUUUUCUUUCUCUUAAAGCUGAGAUAGGCGGAGAUGGAAUCUUCGUCCCAGAACUGGCUUUCAACGUUUAAAAAAAAAUCAUAGAUUUUAAUGCUACGGCGUUGUUAGCUCCUGUUUUAGUAGGUACUCAGUGUUGAAAAGAAAGACUGGUCCUUCAGCGCAUGGCGCUUAAAGAAAUAGUUGAAGUUGUUGAAAGUUCACUUCCAAAGCAUAAUGAAGUGAAAUCAAUGUGUAUGUAGAAUUGCCAAAAACCGAAGAUAAUAUGAAUCAUAGCUUCCGUCAUAUCAGAAUUUCAUUACUGGAGAGAAAUCUUAUUCUUAAUACUUAUUUUACAUGGCAUAACCAACACAACAACAAUAACAAACAUACAAUUACAUAAACAACAAUUUGAAAAAGAGAGAUAGAAGGUGAAAUUAAUUACAUUAAAGUUCAAGGCUAACAAAACUAUAAGUAGAAGAGGAAAAUUAUGUUUGAGACAAAUGGGCUCAAUAAUUUUUUAAUAAAACCUUUGCAAUUCUUAAUUCCACUUAUAACAAAGUUUACUAUUGUUAGAAUAACACUUCAAGUUCUGAAUGAUAUGUCAUUUGUAAUGGACGAGGUGAUACAAAAUCAAAAUAAGUCCGAGAAAAAAUACUAUAAGUGAUGAAAUUUGGCGAAACGACUCUUUUUCAGGUCAAUAAUCUAUGGCCUCAUCAAAGGCGAAGAAAUUCAGCAGCUGCUAAAAUCUCCAGCUGUAAUGCACAUCUAUAAUGUUAAGUGUUUUCAUUACGAUAUACAUCGUUUUAGAAAAAUCCGCAUAAGUUCAUUCAAGUUUUUACCUAUUUUACAAAAAAGCGGAGGAUGACACAGAUAAAUUUUUAUCCCUCAGAUUCCUGUAACAGUAGAUUUGAUUAGCUCUGUCAUUCUGCGUCUUUCUAAUUAUACGUAUCCCGUUGCUAAAAAAAACCUUCAGUCUUGAACAUAUUGUCUAAGUGAAAUAGUAUUUGCGAUUCUCGUCAACUUAAUGCCAGAUCAACUUAAACAUACCUAUUUAGUAACGAAUCCAAUUAAUUUUGUUCUUAUCAAAUUAUCACUCAGAUAACUAUAACCAUUGUAUUUUUCUAUGCAUCACCUCACCGGUCAGCUAGUUUAAAAGCUGCUCCACUAAUUCUGUUUGUAGAUUAUAAUUUAAACAGCUUUUCCAAUCUUCAUUUUAAACUUAAGUUUUAAAACUAAUAGAUAAGUGCUCUGUUCCACUUUACAGAGAACCAAAUUAUGCAAUUUCCCUCGGAGUGAACAGUUAUUUUCCUUUGAAGAGUUUUAGUUAGCAUGUUUUAUUUUAUUUUAUUUAUUCUCUUUUUUUUUGUAUAUUUUGCUGUAACUUUUCCUGAACUAGGGUAAUAUAGAUCGUACCUUUACUCCACAAGUUACAAUAAAAAAAUAGGUGCUUUUAUGAAAAAACCAUAAAGUAUUAGAGUUAUUUACUUAAUUCCUUAUUGACAUAAGACAAAGUAAUUUAAAACAAAAUUCUAAUAAAUAACUCAAGUGAAGGUCAACUAUGUUAUCUUUUCAUAGAUUUUAUUUUAUUUUCUACUUUUUUAGUCAAUGUACAUUAUUGUUUUUGUAAAUCUUGUUGUAUAAUAUUAAUUGUAAAAAAAUAUUUCAUCAUCAUA
This is a messenger RNA of Bemisia tabaci, 5920 nucleotides long. RefSeq names its product protein kinase C-binding protein NELL2. The record is from RefSeq and is a predicted model, not a curated record. Gene Ontology annotation, molecular function: protein binding; calcium ion binding; heparin binding. NCBI's taxonomy places the organism in Eukaryota, Metazoa, Arthropoda, Insecta, Hemiptera, Aleyrodidae.